This is a messenger RNA of Aplosporella prunicola CBS 121167, 1771 nucleotides long. RefSeq lists its product as uncharacterized. Gene Ontology annotation, molecular function: quinone binding; NADH dehydrogenase (ubiquinone) activity; NAD binding. The transcript has 2 exons. The record is from RefSeq and is a predicted model, not a curated record. Gene Ontology annotation, biological process: mitochondrial electron transport, NADH to ubiquinone. Bases 86 to 1528 code for a protein of 480 amino acids. NCBI's taxonomy places the organism in Eukaryota, Fungi, Ascomycota, Dothideomycetes, Botryosphaeriales, Aplosporellaceae.
CGUCUGUCACGACUCUCCACUCUACCCCCAUCCCCACCACCUCGACCUCCCGCAACAGGGCCUGGCAUUGUUCACCGCACCGACAAUGCCCGUCUCCCUUGCUCGAUUGGCCGGUAACACGGCGAGGCGGUUCUGCCUCAACUCCCGCACGCCACGCACCGCGCUCCCCAGGAACCUCGGCCGCGCCCUCUCGACCUCGCGUCCACGUCAUUACGCGGACAUCGCCACCGAGCAAGGCGCUGGCGGCAUUGGCGGCACACGCCUUAUGAACGUCGAUGCCGACUUCAAGCAACCUCUCAACCCGGACGAUGUUCAGCACUUGAACACAGCCCCCGACGAUGGCUCGGAUCCCCAGAAGCGCAAGAUCCGCCAUUACACUGUCAACUUCGGUCCCCAGCACCCGGCCGCCCACGGUGUGUUGCGUCUAAUUCUGGAGUUGAACGGUGAAGAGAUCGUUCGCGCCGACCCCCACGUCGGCCUGCUGCACAGAGGCACGGAGAAGCUUAUCGAGUACCGGACAUACCUGCAGGCUCUUCCCUACUUCGACCGUCUGGACUACGUUUCCAUGAUGACCAAUGAGCAGUGCUACUCGCUGGCCGUCGAGAAGCUGCUGAACAUUGAGAUUCCGGAGCGCGCCAAGUGGAUUCGGACUUUGUUUGGCGAGAUUACUCGUAUCCUGAACCAUCUCAUGUCCGUUCUGUCCCACGCCAUGGAUGUUGGUGCUUUGACACCUUUCUUGUGGGGUUUCGAGGAGCGUGAGAAGCUCAUGGAAUUCUAUGAGCGUGUCUCUGGUGCUCGUCUCCACGCUGCCUACGUCCGUCCCGGUGGUGUUAGCCAGGAUAUCCCCAUUGGCCUUUUGGAUGAUAUCUAUCAGUGGGCCACCCAAUUUGGUGACCGCAUUGACGAGACGGAAGAACUUCUGACUGACAACCGUAUCUGGAUUGGUCGUACGAAGGAUGUCGGUGUCGUUUCUGCCGAGGACGCCCUCAACUACUCUUUCUCCGGUGUCAUGCUUCGCGGUUCCGGUGUGCCCUGGGACAUUCGCAAGUCGCAGCCUUAUGACGCUUACGGCCAGGUCGAAUUCGAUGUGCCCGUUGGUCAGAAUGGUGACUGCUACGACCGAUACCUGUGCCGUAUGGAGGAAUUCCGCCAGUCGCUGCGCAUCAUCCACCAGUGCCUGAACAAGAUGCCCUCGGGCCCGGUCAAGGUCGAGGACUACAAGAUCGCUCCUCCGCCGCGUGCUGCCAUGAAGGAGAACAUGGAGGCCCUGAUCCACCACUUCCUGCUCUACUCGAAGGGUUACACUGUCCCGCCUGGCGAGACUUACAGCGCCAUCGAGGCGCCCAAGGGUGAGAUGGGUGUUUUCCUUGUUUCGGACGGUUCCGAGCGCCCUUACAGGUGUAAGAUCCGCGCGCCGGGUUUUGCGCACUUGGGCUGCUUCGACCAGGUCUCGAGGGGUCACUUGCUGGCCGACGCCGUGGCCAUCAUUGGUACGAUGGAUCUUGUGUUCGGUGAGGUCGACAGGUAAAGCGAUGCUUGCGGGUCAAGGGAGAAAGAAAUACUUGUACAUUUGUUUGUAGCGCGAGUACCGAGAGGUAUGAAUAUUUUUUUGAACGGUCGGUCUUGGUCCAGCGUGCGUAAAGUGUGUUGGUGGUAGCAUGGAAAGACUUUGUACAGUGGGGCGAAUGGGCAAGCUGCCGCUGGUCCAUUGCUGCCCCCAGCAUCUAUACUAUGGCAGUCGAAAUAACAUUCCGCUCCGCAGAAACGGGUU